Messenger RNA from Quercus lobata, 450 nucleotides. RefSeq lists its product as uncharacterized. Bases 1 to 450 code for a protein of 149 amino acids. The record is from RefSeq and is a predicted model, not a curated record. NCBI's taxonomy places the organism in Eukaryota, Viridiplantae, Streptophyta, Magnoliopsida, Fagales, Fagaceae. The transcript has a single exon.
AUGUCUGUAGCCUGGCCACCUACCAAGGAAUUUAGACUUGAGCCGAAGAGGGCUAGAAUGGAGAACCAGCCAGCGAUGAGUUUCUCUAAGAAGGACAAGAUUGGAACCGUACAGUCACAUGAUGAUGCCCUGGUGGUCACCCUCAGGAUAGGAGGAUAUGAUGUUAAGAGGGUGAUGGUGGAUCAAGGAAGUGGAGUAGAGAUUAUGUACUCUGAUUUGUACAACGGACUGGGCUUGAAACUUGAGGACUUGACAGCUUAUGAUUCGCUUCUGGUAAGUUUCGAUGGGAAAGUUGUUAUUCCAACGGGCCAGAUUCGACUACCCGUACAAGUAGGAUCAGAGAUGGUGGAGGUGGAUUUCAUUGUAAUGGAUGCUUAUUCUCCCUACACGGCCAUUGUAGCAAGACCUGGCUUCAUGCCUUGGAAGCCGUUUUCUCUACUUUACAUUUAA